CGAACAGCGGAAGGACUGGGAGCUACAGCGAUUCCGACAUGGCGGACGAUGGUGACCAAAUUUGCGCAGCCAAAAAACCGCGUCUUACAGGGCAAGGAGACGGUCUAGAAAACUUUGAUAAGUUUGAGGUUAUCAAAGUACUGUCUGAGAACGUACAAGGAAAAUCUGUGUGUGUUCAUGGGAAGUUUCAGUCCUGUGAUGAUGAUGCCGUGGUUCUUUUGGAGAAAACACCAUUCUCUGCUAGGAAUCUCCCCAUUGUCUUGUCCAAGGACACCAAACUCUCAGUAGAUAUGCGUAAUGACGUGUAUGGGCAGUACAUUGGCUAUCCAGCACCUACAGCAAAUACUAUAAAGACAACAGUUAUUUACCCUGCAACAGCACAGCACAUUGCCAAGUACACAAGUCAGGAUGUUUUCUUUGUUUAUGAGUCUCCAGAACUCUAUAAAACCAUAACCCUACCCUUUUUUGAGGCUCAGAAAUUUAGUAUACAGUGGGUUUAUAACAUCCUCGAGAAGAAGGCUGAGACCGAGAGGGUAGUGUUUGAGGAUGGUGAUCCUGAGACAGGUUUUGUACUGCUGCCAGACAUGAAGUGGGAUCAGCAACAGGUGGAGAACCUGUAUCUAAUUGCCAUCUGCCACAAGCGGGGAAUCAAGUCACUGCGGGACUUAAAUGAAGAACAUAUACCCCUUCUGAAAAACAUACUUAACAAGGGAAGGGAUGCUAUCAGGACCAAGUACAAUGUUCCACACUCUCAGCUUCGCAUCUAUGUACAUUACCAGCCUUCCUACUAUCAUUUCCAUGUGCACUUCACUCAUCUGAAGUUUGAUGCCCCAGGCUUAGGCUCGGGGAAGGCUCAUCUCCUUAGUGACAUUAUUGACAAUAUCAGUACCAUUGAUAGUGGCUAUUACCAGAAGAAGACACUUCCUUGUAUACUGAGGGAGCAUGAUAAAUUAUAUCAAGAGUUCAAGCAAGCAGGAAAUGUGUGAUUCUAGGCCCCACUAGUCUAUACAAACACUUGUUCACUAUGAGAAAGACAAUGAAUAGGCGAUUCCAGCUAUAAAUCAAUUAACUCCUUUUCAUUCAGAAAUGCUGAGGCCACAACAACCAGAUGCGGCACACACAUUUGUAACGUUUGUUUGACAAAUCUACCAGAGUAACCACAUGCUGUGCGCAUGUGUUUUAGCUGGAAUGGCAUAUUAACACUAAAUCAUAAUGCUUUUGUAAGAUAAGUGAAUAAUUAUAAAGCAGCAGAAUGUGUCAGGAGUAGGUAAAUGUGGGAGGGGUGAAAAAGCAAUAUCUUUCUCUAUUUUUUCAUGCCAACCACAAACAAAGGCCACCCCUUCAAGUUUAUCUGCUGGAAACAUUCACAAUUGUUCCAUCAUUUACACUUAAGAGUGGUUUUCAAAAGCCUGUGAAAUACUACUUGUUUAUCAAGUUCUAAUACACUGUAAUGUAAUUGUUCUCUUUUGUUCUGGCUUGGCUAUUACACUAUAACAAUUACAUUUUAGUGCAUGGGAUUUUGAAUGCCACUCUAAUGCCCCCCAUUAUUUCAUACAGUUGAUUUAGCCAUAUGGCAUAGAUAGCAUAGAUAGAUUGAAAACAAUGCAUGGAGUCAACCAAACAUGGUAUAAUAUUAUUGCCAAAUUUAUAUUUAUUGUAUAAAUUAUUGUUAUUUGUUUACUUCAUACAGUUGAAUAUAUGUUAUGCACUGUACUAUGUUUUCACUGUAAAUAAACUUUUUAACAUUUUAGAAAUAAAUAAUCCCAUACUUUA
Molecule: messenger RNA, 1773 nt
Organism: Nematostella vectensis (starlet sea anemone)
Lineage: Eukaryota; Metazoa; Cnidaria; Anthozoa; Actiniaria; Edwardsiidae
Product: m7GpppX diphosphatase
Exons: 4
Coding region: 39-986 (315 amino acids)
Biological process (GO): deadenylation-dependent decapping of nuclear-transcribed mRNA
Cellular component (GO): P-body; nucleus
Molecular function (GO): hydrolase activity; RNA 7-methylguanosine cap binding
Source: RefSeq, a predicted model, not a curated record